AUGUUGAAAAAGCAUGAAGUUCUUUCUUUUGCUUCAAAAACAAAAUCUGCUGGUCGCAUUUACAAGCGAAAUCUUCAUCAGGAUCUUUGUCUCACAUUAACAAGAAGAAGAGAAACAGUACGACAUUUAAAUGAUGAGGAUCACUUCUUCUUCCUAAAUCGUCGUGGGUUUCACACUUCCAAACCGUCUUUAACGAUAGCCAAAAAAAAGGCUGGGAGUAUUAUACCUUCCAAGUCUUCUCCUUCUUUAAGGGGUUGGUUGACCCUUGAAGGUUACCGCAUCUACCCGUGGUCGAUAUCAGGACUCGAGACUUGUGUCGUCAUCAAUGCUGAAGAUGAUAAAAAGCUCGCAGUGACCUUUGACAUCGGCUACACGACACGACCCAGUGUUCGUUGCCAGCAGGUUUUUAUCAGUCAUGGUCAUAUGGAUCACGUCUCUGGCCUGUUUCAACAUGCCACUAAAAGAAGUUUGUAUAAUCUGUCUCCUGCCGUCUACUAUGUCCCACCAAAUCUGGUUGAGACGCUACGUAAUGUGGGAAAACAGUUACAUUCUCUCUCUGGGACACCAGACAUCUUGCUGGAUUUAGAUAUCCGACCAAUUCAGCCAGGUGACAGUGUUUUGGUUACACCCGAAUAUGAAAUACGUCCAUUUGCGACUUUCCACCGUGUUCCCAGCCAGGGUUACCUGUUGUACCAUCGCUACAAACGCUUGAAACCAUUGUAUCGACAUCUGAGACCAAAAGAAAUUGCUGUGAUGGAAAACCAGUGCAGAGAGGAAAAUAUUUAUGAAGUGUCAUGGCUACCAGAAGUCGCUUUCACAGGUGAUACAACCUUUGAGCUUUUCUUGAACAACCCACCUGCUGACCUACUUAAAGUUCGAGUUCUCAUCUUGGAAGCCACAUAUCUGGAGAAUGUAACCCCGGGGAUUGUGCGCAAAGCUCGUGAACGAGGUCACACACACCUUUCCGAGAUAAUCGACCAUGCGCACCUUUUUUCUGAUGUUGAAAGACUUGUUCUCAUUCACCUGUCCGAUAAAUACUCAUCUAGUUUUGCAAGGGAUGCAGUCAGUUUUCAGAUGCCACCAUCCCUUCUUAAUAAAGUCGUUAUAGCAACCCUGGCAAAGGACAGGUCAUGA
Messenger RNA from Acanthosepion pharaonis, 1134 nucleotides. Lineage: Eukaryota; Metazoa; Mollusca; Cephalopoda; Sepiida; Sepiidae. The record is from the annotation of a GenBank genome assembly.